CUCCGUUUUGUUUGACAGUACUGCAAACGUCAACAAGAAGUAACGUCACCCAACAUUGCUUAGAGCACCUUUAAGUAACUUUUUAUUUAGGCUUGAUUUAAACAUGUUCGAAUAUAUUUUUCUAGAUUUUGUAGACUAAACUUCAAUAAGCUGAGAGUCUUCUCUUUACUGUUACUGAUAAUACAAUGCAGUAUUGUAAUAAAUAUGUUUUAAAACUGCAUUCAUUGUAUGUUUUUGGUACCGAAAACAAGUUUCAACAUAGACUUUCUGGCACAGACGUACUAUAAAUGUGAAGCCUUUGUGUUUGUUCUGUCAGAUAGGAACUAAAAGUGUCGGUUCUUGGGCCUCUCCUAAAGGUUCAGAAGUUCAAGGAAAUUAAAAGCUGAAAGAGAGAUGCUGAUAUGCUCCUCCUACAAACAUUCAGCAACUUGCAAAAGAGAGACUUUGAGGAAGUACCAAGUCACUCAUCACAGGAAGUAGAUUCUUUAUUUUUAACAUGCAUCAGUUCAGUGUCUCUGACAGUUGACAGCUGAGAAAGGGAGAGAAAAAGAGAGAAGCACGAUGGCUGAAUUCAAAUGGAUAAAAAUGUCUUUAUUUGGGAUACUGCUUCAGUUUACAGUGGUUACCGGACAUCACCUCUCCUUCACUGUCAGAGAUGGUGAUGAUGUCACUUUGACUUGUGAAAAUGUGGUAGAUGGUCAGGUUAACUGUAACAGGACUAACUGGGUCUUCAGAGGUUCAAUAAGGGUGGAAGUAGAUCUAGUUACUCAUGGGCAGAUUGUUGAAAAAGACAAAGCUAAACGAGACAGACUGGGUGUUACAGAGAACUGUUCUCUGGUUAUAAAGAAGGUCACAGUUCAGGAUGUUGGUCUUUACCACUGUCAACAGCUCAAACCAGGACAAGAAGAUGCAGACACUCAGAUUGAACUAUCUGUUAUUAACAUACAGGAACAUGAACAUGAAGAUGGUGAGCAGGUGGAGCUGUCCUGCUCUGUGUUGACACAUGAAGUGUGUAGACACACAGUGAAGUGGCUGUAUGAGGGGGAAGAUGCAGAUGGAGAUAUAAGAUACACGGAUAUGCAGACUUCACACUCUGAGUGCUCAGUUACUGUGACGUUUCCUAUUUCUAAUCUCAAGCAGAAGUCAAAGUGUCAAGAGUUGUUCAAGUGUGAAGUGACAGAUGGUUACACUAAAAAAGUGCAGCUGUUUCCCUUCAUCCCUCAGUCCUCAGGUGAGAAACCAGGGGAGGAUGCCACAACAUCAACCACGAUGAGAACAACUGAAAGCGGCACAAAAUCCAGAGUCACCUCAACAACGCCUGCUGUCAGUGUUACUUCAACAUCACCACAAGGCUGGUGGAGGGUCAUCAUGGUGUCUGUGGGUUUAGCAGCACUCGUAAUAACUGUUGUGGUGGUCAACAUAUGGAUGAGAACUAAAGGAAACAGAACCCAGAUGGAUGGCAAUGCUGAGCAUCAUGAUGAAGAUGAAGGUACAGUGACCUAUGAAAACGUUGGAGAACCUUCUGUUUCUAUCAGACUCCACUGAUCAACAACUUCAACAUCAACUCACCAGAAAAA
Molecule: messenger RNA, 1577 nt
Organism: Sander lucioperca (pikeperch)
Lineage: Eukaryota; Metazoa; Chordata; Actinopteri; Perciformes; Percidae
Exons: 7
Coding region: 562-1545 (327 amino acids)
Biological process (GO): interleukin-15-mediated signaling pathway; positive regulation of ERK1 and ERK2 cascade; T cell activation
Cellular component (GO): membrane raft; external side of plasma membrane
Molecular function (GO): protein tyrosine kinase binding; MHC class II protein binding
Source: RefSeq, a predicted model, not a curated record